CCGUCAGAGCAGAGCUUGGGGGUUAAACGGCAGCUACUGAAGGCUAGUAAAUAGGCGGUAAAGGAAAGAUAGUUUUCAUAACAUUUGUGAAAGGAAACUAGAAGCUGUGUGGUACAUAAUCAAUAAUAUAUUGAAUGUGAAUUUCGUGUGAAUUCAAUGUCCAGUAGCUGUUGUAAUAGUGAUUUAGUCGGUAACAGUUUUGCCGACAUUUUUCGUGGUAUUGCUCGCUUACCACAAACUAUAACCUAUGAAUAUGUGAAUAUAAGCGAACUUAGCGAUAAAUCAAAUGUAUUUAUUUUGUAUUUGACUGUAAUAAUUAUUGUUGUUAUUGUUGCGUUAACGUUCAAAUUGAUCUUAACAUGGUCGUGCAAUUCGAUUGGUUCAGGAAUAUAUACCGCCCAAGGCGGGAAUACUGUUACAGCAAUUUCAUCGUCUGCUGAAGAAGCCACCGGGCACGCCCCCUUAGAAGACUUGGACAGCAGAUCAUCUACCCGAAUUUGUCAGCAGAACGAAGGUUGGGGACUCCGUAGUGGAUACCGCUCAGCAAGGAAGGGCAGCCUACGGGAGGAUAACUGAGGUGAUCGGAAACCACGCUUCGCCAAAUGGGCAAGUGGCGUAACCGGUUUACCCGAACACCGGAUGACAGCCACAUGAGCCCCGAAGACGCUACCGGAUGUGCCAACGACAUGGGGUCUCUCUCUGUGGAUGCAUCAACGACUCUUCUAAGUGACAAUAUUAGGGGCGCCAUCAUUGACGCUGACGACAGAUUAAAAAGUAAAGGAAUUUACUGGGACGUCACACGACCCAUUCAAGAAAAUGGAAAGGAGGAACCCUUAGAGGAAACAGGAAUGCUGACGCGUAGCAACAAUAAUGCUUCAACGGUUAUCUGCAACAAGAACGGCAAAGUGCCGAUGCAUAACGGAAGUGUUAAAGUGAAUGGUGAUGGAAUCUUAAACAAAGUUCGAUGUUCUUCUGCUACAGAAGAAGAGGAUGAUGACGGUAAAGACACUGACGUCAGUAAGGCUGAGGAGAUGGAAUGUGGUUUAGGACCUUGUGCCCCAAAAUGGAUGCAAAUCUUCGCUUCCAAACAGGCCUUCCUAGUGACAUUUUGUAUUACGUGGGUUCUUCAAGGCAUGUACUAUACGUAUUUCGUAAGUGUAAUAACGACAUUAGAAAAACUGUUUCAAAUCCAAUCCAAAACGACUGGUAUUAUUAUGAGUGCUACAGAAAUUGGACAGAUUGGUUCGUCGUUGUUGCUGACUUACUAUGGAGGUCAAGGUCACAGACCGAAGUGGAUCGCAUGGGGGAUGGUUUUGUUCGCCGUGUCGUCCUUCACGUGUUCAUUACCUCAUUUCCUGUUUGGAAAACAGCUGAUUCGCGACAACGACGUAUUAUUUGGUGGUGUGGCGUCAGUUGUCGGAAGUCCUUAUGGUGGCAACAUAACGGAGCCAAUUCAGCCCAACAUAUGCAAUUCCUCACACCCUGCUGUCAUCCACAACAUGACCACUAGUUCGACCCCUGCAAUGAGAGAUGCCUCCAGGAUCACUCCUGUAGUGCUGGCCAUCUUCUUCACAAGUCUGCUUGGAGUGGGCAUGGGCCAGACAGCUGUGUACACUCUCGGAAUACCGUACAUAGACGACAACGUGGCGAGCAGGGAGUCCCCUCUCUAUUUCGCAAUCACCAUUGGAGUACGAAUACUUGGACCAGCUCUGGGGUUCAUACUGGGUUCACUGUGCACAAGGCUGUACGCUGACCUAACAGUUGACCCCAAAAUCACACCCACAGACCCUCGGUGGGUCGGAGCUUGGUGGCUAGGACUGGUGAUGGUGUCGGCCCUGUUGUUUUUGGCAUCCCUCGCGAUGUUCUCGUUUCCAAAGAGGCUCAGUACUUGCAGACCCACACCGAGAUCUCUGCGGAGGGAGAAGAAAAAUCCCAGUCUCAGAGAUUUCCCAAAGGCUGUGAAACGGCUUCUGAAGAAUGACAUUCUCAUGUUCCGAACAGCAAGCAGCGUCCUUCACAUUCUGCCAAUAGCAGGCCUAUACACGUUUCUUCCCAAAUACCUGGAGUCACAGUUCAGGCUUGCAGCCCAUGCAGCGAAUAUGAUAUCAGGAGUAGGAGGAAUUCUUGUAAUGGGUCUUGGAAUUAUCAUUAGUGGGGUCUUCAUUUUACGCGUAAAGCCAAAUGCAAGGUUUGUUGCUGCGUGGAUUGCCUUCACUGCUGUGGUCUAUGCUAUUGGAAUGGGAAUCUUAAUGUUGAUUGGCUGUCCAAUGAAGGAUUUUGCUGGACUGCAUACAACUUCUUCAGGAUUGACAACUUUUGAGCUGGAUUGUAAUGCAACUUGCAAUUGUGACAGGAAUAAGUUCAGUCCAAUAUGUGGUCGAGACAAAAGCACAUACUUCUCUGCCUGCCAUGCUGGAUGUCAGAAUAUAACCUUAGUAGAUGGAAAAAUAGUGUCGUAUUCAGAAUGCCUGUGUAUGCAGAAUAACAGUGCCAACAUAUCACAGAUCGGAAAAGAGCCCUUAGCAAAUGCAACAAUUGGUUACUGUGACCUGGAAUGUGAUAAUUUCAUCUGGUACAUCAUCCUUUUCUCCAUAUUUGUCUUCAUCCAUUCAACAUCUGAAGUAGGAAGCAUGCUGUUGAUUUUACGAUGUGUUGACCCCAGGGACAAGGCUAUGGCCCUUGGUCUCAUACAGUUUGCUAUUGGGUUAUUUGGCAAUGUGCCAUGUCCAAUUGUGUAUGGUGCGGUUGUAGAUUCUGCGUGCCUGGUAUGGGAGAUGGCAUCUGGAGAGAGGGGUGCUUGCAGGCUCUAUGAUGCUGAUGUCUUCCGGAAGUUUUACCAUGGGACUACUGGAGCCAUUCUUCUCUGUGCAUUCUUCAUGGACAUCAUUGUAUGGUACAAAGCAGGCAGCAUUAAUUUUGUGGAUGAACAGGUCCCUCCGCAAGAAGAGGAAUUAAAUCCUAUCACAGGGAAAGCUCGGUCAGAAACUAGUGUAUGACAUAGUGACAUGGCUGUGCCAUGUGACUUAAGCAAACACUGACACAUUCAUUAGCAUUGAGAUGCAGAAUCAUCAUUCAAUGCAGUGAACAUGAAGACUGAUUACACCCCCUUCCAGCUCUCAGCGAUGGAAUGUUACAAGAAAUUAUGUAUGUAACAGGUUCAGUAGCAACCACAACUACUUGCUGUCAUUCCUAUGAGAGAAAACUGGAAAUUUACUCAACUGCAUUGUAGAUGCAGCUGUUUGAAACUUGUCUCACUGUAUGCUUUGUUCUUAAAACACUAUAUAUAUAUCAGCAGUUUUAUAGCACGAUUUAUAUUUCCUCAAAAUAUAGAUACCAUUUCUUUCAAAGCUCAAGCAUGGGGGUUGCUAUGCAAUUGUCAGAAGCUUAGGUAUGUUUGUAAUGUGCCACUAUGUGGUUUGGAAUUGUAUUAUUGGCUGCAAGAAGAAUACAUUGUUAUGUUCAUUUGUGAAAGGGAUCAUUACCUAUCCAACUUGUCACUUGUCUGUACAGUGUUUCUGCUUACAGGUUGUCAGGAAUACCACCUGAUUUGUAUGGUCUGAUUUACCGAACCUGAGUAUCCUUACUGUUAUAAAAUCAUCUGUAAAUGACUUAAAAUCUUGGUUUUGUGGUUAGCUUGCCUGUGUCAUAUUCUGGAGAUCCACAUUUUCAGCCUGAAUACUGGUUGUUCUGUCUGAGGUUUCCAUGACUGUCAUUAGUUUCUCCAGGCAAAUGCUGGAAUAUUGACUUCAAAUAAAUGACAGACGUUUCUUUCCACACCUUGCCUAAUUCAUUAUCAUCUUCACAUUUGAUGCUACAUACAUUAGCAAUGCUGUUGAGGCAACGCUGUUAAAGGAAUUAGGUACCCUAACCAUUGUCUGACACUAAUUAUUCUUCAUUGUAACAGGAAAGUCACAAUAUCUAAGAUAAUAUAUACAAAAAAUUAAAAUUUGCUUAGUGGGGGGUGGAAUCCAACAGGGUCAUUCAGCAUAGUGGCAAACUGAUUGGCCUAUUGUACCUGCCCCAGGUGAGUAUGAUGAUGGAGCAUUUGGUGGAAUGAAGAUUGGCA
Molecule: messenger RNA, 4066 nt
Organism: Cryptotermes secundus
Lineage: Eukaryota; Metazoa; Arthropoda; Insecta; Blattodea; Kalotermitidae
Gene: Oatp74D
Product: solute carrier organic anion transporter family member 74D
Exons: 12
Coding region: 603-2996 (797 amino acids)
Biological process (GO): transmembrane transport; sodium-independent organic anion transport
Cellular component (GO): membrane
Molecular function (GO): protein binding
Source: RefSeq, a predicted model, not a curated record